AUGCUUUGUUGUAAGGGGGGUUGUUGAGCGGUGCUUCCAGUAUGGGUUCAACUGAGGUUCAUGGAUAACAUCCACAUAGGGAUUUCGUGGCUUUUGGGGAUGAUUUUCAACUAAUUUGAAGCCUGCAGAGUCGAGAGAAUUACUACUAUGUCUGAGAACAAUGUACUAAACGGAAUUAUUGAUACAUCUCUGGGACCAAAUAAAACUAGAAUGACAAAGGACGACGACAUAGGGAAGCUUUUUGUGGGAGGAUUAAGCUACGACACCUCAAAAGACAGUUUAAAGUCUUAUUUUUCUAAAUUUGGAGAUGUAGUUGGCGUGGAUAUAAAAUUUGACCCUCUUACAGGCCGACCUAGAGGCUUCGCUUUUGUCCAAUUUAAGGACCAGUCUCAGGCAGACGCGGUUCUCCAAACUGGACCUCACAUUUUAGAUGGACGAACGAUUGAUCCUAAGCAUGCCGCACCCAUAGGAAAGCCUCCACAUCUGAGAGUGAAGAAGAUAUUUGUUGGUGGAUUAAAGCCAGACACUUCAGAUGAUAAAAUAAGAGAUUAUUUUGCAAAAUAUGCACCUGUAAAAGAAAUAGAAUAUAUCACUGAACACUCAAGCAACAAGAGAAGAGGUUUCUGUUUUGUUUCUUUUGAUUCUGAAGAUACUGUAGACAAGAUAUGUGAGACACAGUUCCAUAAUAUUGAUGGGAAUAAGGUUGAAGUCAAACGAGCCCUUCCAAAAGAACUUCAACAGCAACAAGCUGUCCUUAGGGCUGCGGCUGCGACAGGACGUGGAGUUAUUCCAGCCUUAGGAGCCAUUCGUCCAGGAGUAGGGAUUGGUGCUAGCGGCUACCCUUAUACCUUAUAUGGUGGUGGUCUUGGAGCAAGUGCUGCUACUUUUGACCCUGCCUUAUAUGGUGCCUCCUUUGGAGUGGCCAGCUACCCAGGGUACAGCCCCGGGACCUACCCACCGGGGUACCCAGCGGCAGCAGCUGCUGCAUAUGAGUAUGGAACAUAUGGAGCUGUGUCCAGAGCAAGUGACGUUCGAUAUGCAGGUACGAGCUCUCAAGCUAAGGAACUAUUGGCUGCACCGUGAUGUAUAUCUGGGGAAUUAAUUUUACUGCUGUUUGUGUUUUGGUUUUGAGCCGUGUGGCCCUGAAUGGAAUUGUUUUUGCCUUGGUCGUUUUUAUCUUGUUCUUCAUUUAAAUUUACCAGUGGAAAAAAAAAAUUACUGAAGUCCGCGCUGACACCAUUCCAGGGUAGCAUCAGCUUAAUAAAUAAGUAUUAUUUUCAUCCAUCAUUUGCUUUUCUUCUCAUUCGUUUAUUGUUUUCAAAAUAUUUCACUCCAAGCGAGGAGUUUCAUUUAUAUCCAAGGUUCUUAUUUGUUGCAUUGUUCAAAUCUAUUUCAGGACCACUCAGCUUAAAAGCGUUACACUUAAAUGAAAAACCAAUGAGUCGAUACGACAAAUAGAUUCACAAUUUCUUUAUCUGCAUGCCUUUAUUUUACAAUACAUCAUAUGUUUUAUCCAUUAUUUGGGACACAGUAAAACAUAGCAUAGGCCGUUAUGCAUAAACAGUUUAUUCGCGUCAAACAUUUUCCCGCUCAAACUUUUCCCGCUCAAAAUUUUCCCGCCAAAACGUUUUCCCGCUCAAAAUGUUUUUUGUGGAGGAAGUUAAAAAAUUCUCAGUUCACCUAUGCCGUGUCACUGUGUUCCUGACGUGUAUAUAAUAUCAAUGUAUUGCUAUAUUCAUAUUAUUAGCACAUCCAAUAUUGUUAUAUUAUUUGAUUUUGUCAUAGCCGCGCAGUGUACAGAACUGUAGAUACAUAUGUAUUGGCUUUGUUACGUUUUUAUUCUAUUUAUUUCCGAGUUGCUUCUAAGGCCUUUUCAAUUUAGUUUUCCAUCUUUGAAUCUUAUUUCUCCAGCUGGUUGCUGUUAACAAACUCUAAUAAUGUUAUGUGCCUUUAAGACUUGACCCAACCCUGUCCAUCAUGUCUUGCGUGCUUGGUGGUACAUUGGGUAGUUCUCUGAUCGUAAUCUCUUUCUUGACCAGAGAAUUUUGUACUUUCCACUUCAAUUGGUUUAAAUCGUUCACUGUAAUUUUAACCAAACGAUUCCUUAUAGCGCUGCUAAAACUAGCUGUCGUUAAGUCUGAAUGGUUUCUAGUUAAUCUAAGUCACCACUAACAUAAUAUUAGACAUAACACACCUUGGCGCUAAGGUAAGGAGAUUGACAAGAAACUCUCACUCUCCGCUAAUCGUAACCAGUCAAACCCCGGCUAAAGUAUUUAAAGAGUCUUGCAUUUGUCUAUUUGUUGUGUGGUAAAGCUACUGUUAAUGAUGUCUUAUUUUAAAGAAAAUGACGAACCGUCAAGGGUGCAGUUGUAUUGCAGAUAUUUAACCUUUUAGCUAGCUUUUAAAGCCGUAAAUCGGUGUUCUUUUGAACCCUAUUAACCGAUAAGGGUAACCCACUAAGCUCUUAAUAAAUUUUAAUCUUCAAAGAAUAAAAUACUAGAGGUAAUAUUGUUGAAAAUAAAUCCAACGAGAAGAUAAAUAAGUCAUUGAUGGUGAUUAAGAAGUUAAUUCAUGGUAGUAUUUGGUGUUUGAUUUUAAGAAAGGACGAUGACUUUGUUCGCUAAUUGCAAAGAAAGCUUGACAAACUAAUGGCAAGAAGCAGGCCUAAAAAUGUAAUUACACUUUGGCUGAUAAAAAAACAUCUAGCUUUUAACACCAGCAGCCAUAUUUGAAGAGAAUUUAUUGUUUAUAAAACAACGAUAGAAUGUGUAUAAAGAAUUACGAGACAAUAAAGCUAGAAUAGAUCGAAGUUUGAAAUAUGAAAAAAAAAAAAAAAAAAAAAAGUGAGGAAAUCUUCAGAUCAUGGAAGUGAAACAUAUGGUCUCAUGAUAUGCAAAUGACCUCUGACUUGAUACACGGUGCAACAUUGCUUGCAAUUAUAUAUUUUUUCGCAUAAAUUACGAGGACAUAACACCGACAAAAUGAAAUAAGGCGUUUAAAUUGUUAUGUUUCAUGGUAAUGUUGCACCGUAUAUCCGCACCAAUUAUUACGAAAAGAGCUUUUGGAAAAUUAUUUUUAAUAUCGGUAGAAUAUCAUUAAACUGUACACAAAUUCGAUCUAUUCUCCCAGCUUUAGCUAUGCUUGAAAGAUCUGUUGUGUUUUUUCGUAUCAAAGAAUUAGCGAAGUAUGCUGGGAUAAAUCGAGAGAUUUUCUAACUGGCCCACAGGAAGCCCGCGCGGGUUUUCUGGUUCUUUUCUUUGAUACCGAGAAACCAAUGGCAAACUGUACAUCAAUUAUAAAGUUUGUAAAAGAGAAAAAUCCGCAACGUUGUUGUAAACGAUCAAUGACGGAACCAGUUAUUAGCAAGAUUCUUGCCAAGCAAGAGUUAAAGUAUGUGUGGUAUCCAUUCACAUACCAUACGAAAAAAUACCAUGGAAACGACUACCAUGGAAACAGAAUUCCCCGGAUGUGGCGAAAUGAUCAUUCGGAAAUAAAAAGUACACAGACAAUAUCGAAAUGGAAAAAGUGAAAUAAUCACUGGUUAUGAUGCAAGGCCAAAGCCAUCCAACGUCAUCUACAUUCUCCUGGAUUAUUUAUUAGAUAAAUUACCUGACUCGACUUUUAGUUCUAAGAAUGUUAAGCGUAAAUUAAUGUUUUUGUAGGUGAUUUCGGUUGCGUUACACGAUUGUCACGCAAUCUCGUGUUGCGCGCGACUGUAUUGACGAUUUGCGUGACAAAGCCGAAAGUCACAUCUCAGAAUAUCUUACUAUUCGCCGAACAAGGCGAUAUAUCAAAUCACUUCACAGUUAAGACUUACUAGGCCAAAGUUAAAUACCAAUUACGUGAAGCUUUCCUGCAUUUGGGUGUUACCCCACCCUCUCGUUAAAUGUGAAUCAAGUUGUGUCAUUAACAGAGCGCCCGAGUAAAGUUGCCCUUGACACGAGGCAACAACAGAAGCCCGAGUAAACUUGAAUCGAUUCUGUGUUUUCCUUGAACAAACCAUCAGUAGAUUUUUUGAUGUAUUUUCUUGUUUGGCGAUUGAUCGAUAUAUGUAUUUCAACUUAGAUUCAUAGUUUUAGCUCAAAGGCUAUAAAUUGAAAUUUUAGGAUUCGUUCAAUUACUUUUUUCUCCUGGAAGCUGAAUAAUUUUGACUAACUCUAACUACAUGUACCCAGAGCAAAUCGUAAAUCAGAACCUUUAACGACAAGGAAAGAAGCGAAUUACGCACAGACUUAAUUUUUUAUGUUUUUAUAAUGCUUAUCUGCGCAAGCAAACUGACAUUAUUUUGGACCCCACCACCAGAUCCUCAGCAUUUCUAAAAUCGAGGAUGUGAGGAAAUUUUGACAGUCAAAAUUAAUCAGUAUUUUCAGUGAGUCUUUGAAUGAAUACCAAAUUUCUUUGUCCUGCAUUAGUUAUUUAUACUAGAGUGAUGGAACUUCACACGUGAAACAAAUUAUCAUAGUCGAAUCCACGGAAAGACUGCUUAAUUUCAUUGGUUUAGAACUAUCACUCUAAGCAUUAGAUAAAUAGUAUUGUUAGACCUUAAUUAUAACGUUUUGAGUAGAACUACUAUCAAUAUAGCGAUAUAUCCAUUAAUGUUUCUCUGAACUGGAUUGGUGCUUGACUGGCCGCUUUGUUGAAGGUAGGGCAUUUUAGAGUUUUCCAUAUUAACACCUCGGAUUGCUGGGUUUCAAUCAGCUGAAGAAACUCUUUGAAUCUCAUUAUCUGCUCUAAAUGGUUGUCAAACACUGACCACCAUAUGCUGUCAGCCAAAAAAAAUUCUAGUGAAAAGUUGUGAUUCGGCUGCUGAACAUUCUGCACGAGACAGAAAAUGACAUCAAAUGAAAUUGAAAAGUGAAUAUUUCGUGAAAUACAAGUCGUUGAUUGCAAACCCACGUGGUUGAAGUUACACCCACCAUUAAACCGGUCAGUCAAGUCAAAUCUGGUUUGACUAGAAUAGAUCAAAAUAUAUUUUCGUAGACCCGUGAUGGACCAUAAUAUGACUCACAGGUGUUGGUAGGCAGAUGCGCAUGCGUAGUGAGCACCUGGAUUUUGAACUGUUAUUUCCAGUACUCUCCUCCAGCCACGGCGGAGGAGGCCUUGAACGAGCUGUUAUGCUCUGUGAAGCCGAAAUUUGCGGUCAAUAUUUUCCUGUUGUAGUUUUUCCAGACAUGCACACGUGCAUUAUAUUUAAUAGAGAGUUGUAGACCCUGAAUAAAAAGUUGUAUUUUAUUACAACGGCGUGUUCA
Actinia tenebrosa (Australian red waratah sea anemone) is the source of this 5249-nucleotide messenger RNA. RefSeq names its product heterogeneous nuclear ribonucleoprotein A/B. Gene Ontology annotation, cellular component: chromatin; nucleoplasm. Gene Ontology annotation, molecular function: RNA binding. NCBI's taxonomy places the organism in Eukaryota, Metazoa, Cnidaria, Anthozoa, Actiniaria, Actiniidae. The record is from RefSeq and is a predicted model, not a curated record. Gene Ontology annotation, biological process: regulation of gene expression.